UAUUUUCUUGUGCACUCUCUGACCGAUCGAAAAAAAAUUAUUACCUAGUAUUUUGGUUCGAGAUUACGUCGUCUUCUAUUUUUUCUUCCUUUAUGAGCACACAUUUAUCCAUCAUUAAUCUAUUGUAUUGUAUUUUUAUGCUCGGCCUUUAAAGAAAUCUUGACUUAAAAUUCAUUGACUUUAAAAUUUUUAGGGGAAUUUUUAGAUGUUUUAAACUGGUCUCGAACAUCUUGGGAUUGGAAAAAAAGGGUCAAGGCCUAGCUUAAUUUUUUGUUCACCACACUCGUCCCAUUCCCAUUGAUAAAAUACUAUAAUUAAACACUCCUCUAUAAAAAAAAUUUUUUUGUUCGUUGUCAUCUCUCAAUAAAAAUAAAAAUAUAAAUUUGCUUCACAUAAAAAUAUUUUUUUUUUGAUUCAUUUAAUCUUGUCGCAGUUGCAUUCAUUUAUAUUUACUGCUAUUUUAUAUCUCAGAAAAUUUGUAGAUUUUCUCUAAAAGUGGUUUUUUUGUAAAAAAGGACGUUUAUGUGAUAUUUGGAUUUGUCCGCAAAUGUUUUGCGGAUAUCUAUUUUAGCCGCAAAUAUUUUGCGGACAAAUCCGCAAAUCGAUUUAUUGAUUUUUAGUUGUUCUAACUACCACAAAUCGGCUUAGAAAAUUUACAAAAUAUUUUCACCCAUUUUAGAUUUCAUUUUUUAUUUAAACACACGUCAGUUUUUAAAGUAAAAAAAUAAUUUGUGUAGUUAAAAAUUGAGAAAUGACAUUAAUUAAAUAUAUUUUACUCAAUUUUUCUUUCAUGUUAAGUUUUUGAUUUAAAGAAAAAUAAAUAAAAUAUAAAUUGUGUGACAAAAUAAUUUUUUUUAUUAAUUUUAAAUAUUUUUUAUAAAAAUUUAAGGGAAUAUUUUUUGAAAAUUUUUAUUUAAAAUUUUUUUUGCAGAUUUUUUAGCUCUAUAAUUAAUAAUUUAUUAUUUUGUUAAUGUCGUUAUACAAAGAAGAUGUUUAUGAAACAGAAGAUUUGCCUGAACCGGAGCCUGAUGAUGACGAGGAAUAUUUUGAAAAUAAAGAAAUUGAAAAGGUCCAUGUUGAUUUGAAUGCUGCUAAAAGGCGUUUUGGAAAUUGUUUGUUAGACUCGGGAGGUGCAGAUUUUUCUGAUUCGGUGACUUCAUCGCGUUUAAAACGCGGAUACAAGGCUAAUGAGAUAUUUGAAGGCUCUCCUCAAGACUGGGAGAUUGAAGAACUUUCUUUUGAACAAAAAUAUAAAAAAAUCUGUUCAGAAAUUAAAGAAUUGAUGGCUGAAUCUGAAAAGGCACAACCAGUCAGCAAGAUAGAAGUUGAAGGUUUGAAGAAACUCGUACAAUCGAUAGCUUCACCUGCUGUGAGCGAAGUUCAACAGAAGGCAGGCACUGACUCUUCUAAACAACCGGACGAGCCCAAAUAUUUGACUGAAGAGGAUAUAGAAAAAUAUCGAAGCAAGCUUGUUUCUGGAGCUUCAAUUCAAGAAUUUAAUGAAGUUAUAAAUGCUAUUUUGGCAGAAUAUAGUCGAAUCGCUGAAUAUUGCUCGUCUGUUACUAAAAAUCGCAAAGAAUAUUUUAAUCAUUUGCAAAAAUCGCAUCAAUCCGAGUUAAAUUUUAAGGACAAACAAAUUCAACUUCUGGAAACCACUGUGGAACAACUUCGACAAGAUCUCGUCAAAAAACUUAAAAAUGAACAUAUGGAAAUUGCUAGGAGUUCUGUAAAAGGAGAGACAACUAAAGAAAUGAAUUCUGACGUUGGGUAA
Molecule: messenger RNA, 1771 nt
Organism: Meloidogyne enterolobii
Lineage: Eukaryota; Metazoa; Nematoda; Chromadorea; Rhabditida; Meloidogynidae
Source: the annotation of a GenBank genome assembly